Molecule: messenger RNA, 1220 nt
Organism: Achroia grisella
Lineage: Eukaryota; Metazoa; Arthropoda; Insecta; Lepidoptera; Pyralidae
Gene: Noa36
Product: zinc finger protein 330 homolog
Exons: 7
Coding region: 209-1126 (305 amino acids)
Cellular component (GO): nucleus
Molecular function (GO): zinc ion binding
Source: RefSeq, a predicted model, not a curated record
UCGGGAUUUCUUAAAGAAUUAAUUUUAUACGUUCAUUCUUUUUGUUGCAAAGUAUUAUAUGGUCUGUGUCUCACACAGCCUGUUACUAGACUUUUAUUAAAAUCACUCGUAGAUUCUUGGUUAAAAGAUUCUGAUUAAGCAAUUAGAACAUAAUUGACUGGGGAAACCAAUUUUUUUAUAUUUUUAACUAAGUAAAUAGAUACCCAAUAUGCCUAAGAAGAAAACGGGACAGCGGAAAAAAGCUGAAAAGCAAAGACAAAGGCAGAAGGAGAUCCGCAAUGCUCGUGACAACGUGGAUCUAGCGCAGCACCCAUGCAACUUGCCCAUGGACUGUGACAAGUGUCAAAAGAAGCAAAAGAACCGAGCAUUUUGCUACUUCUGCCAAGCCUUGCAGAGAUUGCCAGCGUGUGCUCACUGUGGCAAAAUUAAAUGUAUGCUGAAGUCUGGAGACUGUGUCAUUAGGCAUCCCGGUGUCUUCACAACGGGUCUAGGCAUGGUGGGAGCUAUUUGCGACUUUUGUGAGGCAUGGGUGUGCCACGGCCGCAAGUGUUUGACAGCGCACGCAUGCACCUGUCCACUCAUUGAUGCUGUGUGCCUUGAAUGUGAACGGGGUGUCUGGGAACACGGCGGGCGCGUGUUCCAGUGUUGCUUCUGUCGUGGUUUUCUAUGUGAAGAUGACCAGUUUGAGCAUCAAGCUUCCUGCCAAGUUCUAGAGUCGGAGAAUUACAAGUGUCAGUCAUGCAACAGACUCGGGCAAUACUCGUGCUUGCGUUGCAAGACAUGCUUCUGCGAGGAGCAUGUGCGGCGGCGCGGCGUGCGCGGCGGCUCCGGCGGCUCGAGGGGCGCAGCCCCGCCCUGCCCGCGCUGCGCCUACCCCACGCAGCUCACUGCCGACCUCAGCAUGUCCACCCGCUCGCACCGGUACGGCCGGCAGGGCACCGCGCAUGCCGCCGACGACGACGACGACGACUACUACGCCUCCUACGCCUCUGGAUCCCAUGCAGCGGACUAUGGAGCGGCGGGCGACUCGUCCUACUCCGAGUCGGAGGAGGAUGACUCUGAUGACGACUCAGAGGAGGAAUCGGACAAUGAGGAUGAACCGCCGACCGACGCCGGGAAGCCGUGACCGCACCAGCAGCGUUAACCUUCUCUGCAAAAUCAUACAUAGCGUUCAUAGCUAAAUACAUCAGAAUGUUUAAAUAUACAAUUAAAUUGAAUUA